AAACUGGUAAUUGAUAGGCGCUAAAGAAGCCUCCAAAGGUCUAUGCUUGAGGCAAGAAUGAAAUAUGACAAAUUGAUCGCAAAUAAUUUCACCACUGAGUUGUCCCGAUAAACUAAAGGCUGAACCAAAUCUGAUGGGAUUAAAGCAAAGGUGAUUAAGAUAUCGGCAGGACGACGCACAAUAGCAAAGUACAGAUAAAGCGCUCGAUACGGAACCUUCUUGCGAGCGUUUGGCCCUAGCCUGUGGAAUUAUCUUUUCCUUCGCAAUUUGCGCUGGCCCGCUUUAAUGAGAACAGACAUAGCUCCAGUGUGGCGCAUCGAGAAAAGACAUUAGUGCGGCAGAAAGAAACGAUUUAAAUGCUUCAAAAUGCAUACCUCUCGCAAGGCGCUCAACAUGAUCAAGUAUCUAAUCUUGAUGCUAACGUUUAUGUGUGUUGUUAUUGAAAUCAUUCAAAUCGUAGUUGGUGCGGUCUUACAUCGGCUUUUCGCGACCUAUACCGUGUUCAUUGACAAUGACUUUGUGCGUGCGACUCACUUCCUGAUAGCAGUCGGUAUCGUGCUAGUGUUUUUAUCCAUUUUCGGCUUUGCUGCUAUAAUUUUCGAAAAUGUGAUAAUGAUAUUUUUGUACGCCGGUAUGUUUAGUUUGGUCGUUAUUCUCGAAAUCAUUCUUGCAUCGGCCGCUUUUUCGAUGUACAACCGUGUGGAUAGCAUGCUUACCCGUCGGAUGAAUGUCGUAAUACAGCAGUUCCAUACCGAUCGUUUCAUGCGUGUCAGCUUCAACCAUAUGCAAAAUUCGAUGAACUGCUGUGGUAUUCAGUCUUAUGUCGAUUGGACCAACUUCCAUCCUGACAGAGAGCUACCCAGUUCCUGCUGCCGUCGUUAUGAGGAAGGAUGUAUGCCACAUGAACGCGGAUGCCAUGCACCAAUGUCAGACUUUAUGGGCUCACGCAUCCACAUGAUUGCUACCGGUACAACGAUUAUUGUCGUGUUCCAGGUUGUCUGUAUCAUUACAGCCAUAAUCAUGGGAGCCCGUUUGUCGUUGUAUAAGCGACGACUUAGGGAAACCGGCAUGAGCUCCGGCAUAGCAACUGCACCCGAGCCUAUUCUAACCGAGAAACCGAAAUAUUAGGUUUCAGGUAAAAGGUUGUGGAUAUACGAGAGUAAUGGGAAAAAGAAAGAGAAUCAAAAGAAACUGUUACAAUACAACUACUAGAAUUGAUAACAAAUCAUAGGACCAGCACUAUCGGAAGGAAUUGAUUAACGAAAGCACGAGUUAUAAUAACAAUGCAAAAUAAAGUUAAAUAAGUCUCGUAGCAUUCAAAACGUUCCACAACGAUGGUAUGAUGUGCCGUUUAGGGAGUUGGCACAUCAUAUUAUUUUCCUAUAAAGGUGUACGCUAUUGUUCUGUUAAAUGUAUUGUAUUGUUAUUUUGGGAAGUUUUUAAGAAACCAAAAAAUAUAACUUAUCAGGAAAUUAAAUAAAAUAAACCGAUUAAUUUAAAUAAAAAACAUCAACAAAUCAGCUGU
This is a messenger RNA of Anopheles funestus (African malaria mosquito), 1525 nucleotides long. RefSeq names its product tetraspanin-7-like. Bases 367 to 1128 code for a protein of 253 amino acids. NCBI's taxonomy places the organism in Eukaryota, Metazoa, Arthropoda, Insecta, Diptera, Culicidae. The transcript has 5 exons. The record is from RefSeq and is a predicted model, not a curated record. Gene Ontology annotation, cellular component: membrane.